ACAUGCAGCGAUCGACUCUUGAAACUAAAGUAGUAGCUAUGAACGCUAGCAGUCUUAGCCCCUCGAUAGCCUCUGUGCCAAGGAGCCGAUUGCUCCCCAUACGUACGCCGAGAUCGGCAGCGUCCGAAUGGACGACGACGGGCGGUUCCCCGGCGGCUAUGGAGGGGAGGAGCCUGUCACCCCUACUGGAAGACUCAUGGAAGCUAUAUACAUCGUCGUUACCAUCGGCCUUGGCUCUCCCGUAAACCUACCAGUCUUCAGCGCCGGCGUCGCCGCCGAACUUGCCCGUUUCCCACGCUUCCGCAGCAUCCAAGUGACAGAUGGAGAUGGGUCAAAGGACGACAACAACCCGCGGUGGGCGCGCAGGGCGGUGACCGUGGAAGACCACAUGAUCGUCCCGACGCUUGAUCCCGCAGCUGUGAAGGCCGACCCGGACCGGGCCGUGGAGGACUUGUUGGAAAUAUGCCCUAGAGGCAAUAAUAAAUUAGUUAUUAUUAUAUUUCUUAGUUCAUGAUAA
Hordeum vulgare subsp. vulgare (domesticated barley) is the source of this 517-nucleotide messenger RNA. RefSeq names its product wax ester synthase/diacylglycerol acyltransferase 4-like. Gene Ontology annotation, cellular component: plasma membrane. NCBI's taxonomy places the organism in Eukaryota, Viridiplantae, Streptophyta, Magnoliopsida, Poales, Poaceae. Gene Ontology annotation, biological process: triglyceride biosynthetic process. Gene Ontology annotation, molecular function: diacylglycerol O-acyltransferase activity; long-chain-alcohol O-fatty-acyltransferase activity. Bases 128 to 514 code for a protein of 128 amino acids. The record is from RefSeq and is a predicted model, not a curated record. The transcript has 2 exons.